UAAGACCAGGGCGAGGGCGCAGCAGCCAGACAGUCUCGCACAGUCAGCGAUCGUGUUCAGUAGUUCAUAGCGAAACCAGUUGGAAGAGCAAACAACCUAAGCAGCCAAGAUGUCGCGUUCCUUUUUGAUGGAUUCCCUGCUCAGCGAUAGGCCCAACCUGAGCCAGAAGAAGGAGAAACUGGGAUCGCCAGGAGGAAGUCCUGCGGCUGCUGCUGCGGUGGCCGCCGCUGCCAUGUUGCCAUCGAUACCGAUGCUGCCUUAUCCGGCCAGCUAUGUGGGCAGCUAUCUCUUCUCCUUGGGCAUCCAGCAGCAGCAGCAGCAACAGCAGCAGCAGCAGCAACACGCAGCAGCGGCGGCCGCAGCAGCAGCAGCAGCUGCCCUGCAGCAACGUCCACAUGUCAGCUCGAGUCCAGGUUCACUAUACCAUCCAUACGCGCAGCUGUUCGCCAGCAAGAGGAAGUCCAGCGGAUUCAGCAACUACGAAGGUUGUUAUCCAUCGCCACCGCUCUCGGCCAAUCCCAACUCCCAGCAAUUGCCGCCACUACACAACCUCUACGGAUCCCCAGUUGUGGGCGGACUGCCCUUGCCGGAACCUGGCAGCUUCUGCACAUCACCAUCCGCUUCAUCAUCCGCCUCCUUGGAUUACACCAAUAACUUCGAUGAGCCGCAGGGAAAGCGCUUCAAGCACGAGUCCUCCUGCUCGCCGAACAGCUCGCCGCUGAAGAGCCACUCCUCGGGAGCUCCUGCCGAGAUCACGCCCUUGAUCAACGACUACGCCGAUUCCAGCAAAAGGAUUCGCACUGCCUUCACCAGCACCCAGUUGCUGGAGCUCGAGCGGGAAUUCUCGCACAACGCCUACCUGUCCCGCCUGCGUCGCAUCGAGAUCGCCAACCGAUUGCGCCUCUCCGAGAAGCAGGUGAAGAUCUGGUUCCAGAACCGACGUGUCAAGCAGAAGAAGGGCGGCUCCGAAAGUCCCACCUUCAAUCUGUCGACCAACUCCAAUGGAAGCCCCCAAGCAUCUCCAGUGUCGCCCCAAGUCAAAGUGCACGAACUGAAGGUGGAGGCGUAGAUUCACCUAGUAUAUUGUACAGUAGAUCGUAGUCUGUUUUCAGCCUUAAGUACGUUAAAGUGAAUAAAUUUUAAUC
Molecule: messenger RNA, 1145 nt
Organism: Drosophila erecta
Lineage: Eukaryota; Metazoa; Arthropoda; Insecta; Diptera; Drosophilidae
Product: homeobox protein Hox-B4
Exons: 1
Coding region: 110-1069 (319 amino acids)
Biological process (GO): regulation of DNA-templated transcription; neuron differentiation; central nervous system development
Molecular function (GO): DNA-binding transcription factor activity, RNA polymerase II-specific; DNA binding
Source: RefSeq, a predicted model, not a curated record